AUGAUAAAGAGUAUAAUAAGUUUAUUAAUGGUAUGUAUUAACUUAGUAACUGGUUAUGGUUGCAAAGGAGGUAGAUGCAAACCAAGAUAUAACCGAUGUUACGAUAAAGAUGAUUGUCAUCCUGGCAUCACAAUAAUAGAUGUUGAUAUUGACUAUAAUUGUGAGUCAAAAUGUGAACCAUGUGAAGAUCAAAAAUGUUCUGGAUUUGAUGAUAUUUUUGAUCUAAUAGAAGUUUAUACACAUAACACAGAAGAAUGCUUAUGUAAUAGUGUAUUAUCUUAUUUACAAGAGAUCAGAAUUGAAUCUUGUUUGUUGAUAAAUAAUUUUGCAUUAUCCGGAUUCCCUGAUCACACGGUAGAAUGGGCAAACCUUGAAUCACAAUUAGAACCUUUAAUUGGAGCUACAGAAGCAGCCAAAAUUGUUAAUCAAUUAUCAUCUACUGAGAAAAGAGUUACAGAAAGAGCACUUGAAGCAUUUAGAAAUUGUUUAUGUGCAGCUUAUGUUGAAAUUACAGGAUGUCAAGAAAUUAACAACGCUAAUGUAAAUGCUAAUGUUUUGUCAUCUAAUCUUCUUGCAAAACUUAAUCUUGCUUUUAAUGCUGCUUCAGGUGAGCUGGUAGAAACAAUAGCUGAUUUGACAGAAAUAUUAACAGACAUUGCACAAUGUUCAUUGGAUGGGGAAGCAUUGAGUUUGGCUGUGAACACAAUUACAGAAGUAGUUAGUGAUGAUAUUGAAUUUAUUACAGGUGAGUUAGCAACACUUAAAACAGAAUUAGAUGCUGUUGCACUUGUUGCCUUAAACAACUUACUUGAUGCUUAUGAAGAAUGUUUAGUUGAAUUACUAAAAAAUCUUACAUUAGCAUAUAACUCAGCAGCUGUUAAGAUUGGUAUUGUAGGAUGUGGUACUGCUACAACAAUAACAUUUCCAACUUCCACAUCAACUGUUUUCUCUACCACAACUUUAACUGAAACUGACACCGAAACAAUUACUAAUCCAGUAACAGUAACAGUUACCGAAACCAAUUUCACAUCUACUGUUGUAGAGACUGAAAGUACAACCGAAACACUUACCGAAACACUAGUAGUAACUAAUACCGUAACAGUUACAGUCACUGAGACAGAAGUUACAAGGAACAAUUUUAGACUUUUAUCAAGGUUACCAGGAGUUAACGUGUUUACUCAAGAAGUAGAUGAAUUAGAAUUGAAUUCAACACCAAUGACUAUUCGAGGUGAUUGA
Messenger RNA from Hepatospora eriocheir, 1236 nucleotides. Lineage: Eukaryota; Fungi; Microsporidia; Hepatosporidae. The record is from the annotation of a GenBank genome assembly.